CUUUUCCCACAUCAUCACUUUCAGCGGUGGACAGUGGACUUUGCCCCGACCACAUACUUUCAUUUUCGUUUGUUUGUUUCCGGCUUGACUGGGACUCGCUACAGGAACCAUGCAAGAGCCCUCAAGAAAUGAAAUAGAGUCGUCUUCGCAGCGCGUCGAUGACAAGGAUAGUGACGACAUCGAGUUAGACACCCUACAGGACAUUCUGGUCACCCCUCGGGCAGGCUGCAGGACGGCCGAAUACGACUUGCAGGACUUCGACGAAGACAUAGAGCAUAGAAGCGAUGGUAGCGCCGCUCUUUUGGGCUCAGGUGGAGGAACCAGGGGAAACGAACGGAUACUUUCUCGCACGGGAAGUCUCUGGUCACAAGUUGGCAGUAUUGUUGUCGAAUGUGCACCCACGCUUCUUAUGACUACCAUUAGCCUCCUAUUUACCGGGGAACUUCUUGACCGUGUGUCACGUUGGCGGGCAAUGCGCACAAUCGAUGAGCUGAUAAUGAUCGUUCCUGUUGUCCUGAAUCUCAAAGGCAACUUAGAAAUGAAUCUCUCUGCCAGACUGGGAACUGCAGCCAAUAUGGGCGAACUAGACGACAGCAGCGCAAAACGUAAGAUUGUGGCUGGUAAUCUGGCACUCUUACAAGUGCAAGCUACUGUUGUCGCAUUUGUGGCUGCGUGUGUCUCAAUGCUUCUCGGUCUUUUCGUCCCAGAGCUAUCUUCAGGGCCUGUAGACCCUUUUCCACAAAACGGCACCUUAUCGCUCUUUGCUAGGGUGCCUAGACCGCCGCGGCCUGCAGGUGGGAAACCGAAGUCGGGUUUGAUCGAAUUCACCAUGGUGGCCUCCUCAGCUAUGAUGUCCACAUGCCUGUCUAGCAUUACCCUCGGUUCCUUCAUGUGUUUCCUGGUUAUUGUCUGUCGACGGUAUGGACGUGACCCAGAUAAUAUUGCGCCCCCGAUAGCAUCAUGCCUUGGAGACUUGGUCACACUCAGUCUUCUUGGUGCUAUUUCGUCCAUCCUCAUUAAAGUCGUCAAUUCUCCCAUUCCUCUCAUUUGCGGCAUACUCACUAUUAUCUCCGCUACGUCAUGUGUGUUCCUAGUGAGGCGUAACAGUAAUGUCAAGGACCUGAUCUACCAGGGUUGGGUUCCACUCUUUGGUGCAAUGAUUAUUUCUUGCGCUACUGGCAUCGUGCUUGAUAUGUUUGCUUCUCGUUACCAAGGGUUCCCUCUUCUUGCUAUCGUCAUCAGUGGGCUUCCUGGCAGCGUUGGGUCGAUACUUAUCUCCCGACUCUCGACUGCUCUUCACGCGGCAUCUGUGAACACAUCCCUGCACAAAAGCGAUCCAUCUCCAAAACUUGUGAUGGUCACGUUAAUUCUCAUCACAAUCCCGAUAGAGAUUAUAUUCCUCUGUAUCUUACGCGCAUUUGGGUGGCUAAGGCUACCUAUCAUAUUUGCCAUAUUAUCGGUAUUAUUCUUUUGUUGUGCUGUCUUCACGUCAUUAGUCAUAGCUCAGUUUUUGACCAAUUUGCUGUGGUCCAGAGGCCUUGAUCCCGAUACAUACGCACUGCCUAUCCACUCUGCCCUGAUGGAUUUGGUAGGGCAACUACUGCUCGUAUUGUGCUUCGAGAUAGUCUCGCUUUUUGGCACGAACUUGUAG
This is a messenger RNA of Suillus paluster, 1651 nucleotides long. RefSeq names its product Mg transporter. Bases 110 to 1651 code for a protein of 513 amino acids. Gene Ontology annotation, biological process: monoatomic cation transport. Gene Ontology annotation, cellular component: plasma membrane. Gene Ontology annotation, molecular function: monoatomic cation transmembrane transporter activity. NCBI's taxonomy places the organism in Eukaryota, Fungi, Basidiomycota, Agaricomycetes, Boletales, Suillaceae. The transcript is spliced from 7 exons. The record is from RefSeq and is a predicted model, not a curated record.